Molecule: messenger RNA, 1560 nt
Organism: Peronospora belbahrii
Lineage: Eukaryota; Oomycota; Peronosporomycetes; Peronosporales; Peronosporaceae
Source: the annotation of a GenBank genome assembly
AUGGUGGGCGUCGCGAUGAACUAUUACGACGAUCAGGGCCGCCAGGACUUGACACCUACCGAAGGAAGUCGCACGUAUGCUAUCAUUGUAUGCAUUUUUGCGUCGUUGGGUGGUAUUUUCUUUGGUUACGAUCAGGGAAUGACGGGGGGCGUGUUGGUUAUGGAAUCGUUCCUGGACGAUUUUUGCGUGGGCUGGCACAGUCAGACAAUGACGGACUGUACGCGAUCUGCAGCUGACUUACCACAACGCUGGGUCGACUACACUUUGUGGUACAAUAUGACGUACAAUAUUGGCUGUAUGGUUGGCGCUAUCAUGGGCGGUUGGAUUGCCGACAAGUUUGGCCGUCGUCUCACGAUUUUUCAGGCGGGAUCGCUCUUUUGUAUAGGCACGUCGUGGCUUGCCUUCUGCCCUCGUCAAGCACAUAGCUCGCUUCUUAUCGCGCGGUUUCUCCAGGGCAUGGGUGUUGGUAAUUCGUCCUUUUCACUGCCUCUUUUUGGAGCAGAGAUGGCUCCAAAGGAGUUGCGUGGCUUCCUCUCAGGAUUCAUGCAGAUGACGGUCGUUACAGGACUGCUUUCUGCUAACAUUGUGAAUCAGAUCAUUAAGGACCACAGUCGAGGGUGGCGUAUUACCAACGGAGUAGCUAUGGUGGCACCUAUUGUCGUCAUGCUUGGCAUUUUUUUCGUACCGGAGAGUCCUCGUUGGACGUACCUGCAAAAGGGCAAGGAUGCAGCCUCAGCUGUGUUGAAACAGCUGAGACAGACAAAAAAAGUAGGACGAGAGCUACGGGCUAUUGGUGCACAGAUUGCGCGAGAAGGGCGGCCAGGAGGGUGCAAGGAGCUAAUGGAACCGUCAGUACUCAAGCGUUUGAUCAUUGCUAUGCUACUACAGGUGUUACAGCAGGGAACAGGGAUCAACCCAGUGUUUACCUACGGUGGUCUCAUUUUCAAAGAUGUCGUAGGUGAUGGCAUAUUGUCCGUGCUUAUCAUUUCGAUCGUAAACUUUGUCAGUACCAUUCCGGCCAUGCGGUGGGUAGACACGUACGGCCGUCGUCAGUUGUUGUUGAUUGGUGCUGUGGGCAUGGUCGUCGGUCAUCUCGUUUCCGCUAUUCUGUUCACCCUCGGUUGUGACGGGAAUACUGAGAGUGCAGGGUGUUCAAAGACUUCGGGGUACGCAAUCAUCAUUGCCACGUCGUUCUUUAUCUUCAAUUUCGCUAUUUCAUGGGGACCUGUAUGCUGGGUCUACCCAGCCGAGAUCUUUCCGCUCAACGUGCGAUCGAUUGCGGUGGCGCUUUCGACAAUGGCCAAUUGGCUUAUGGGCGUAGUCAUGACGUGGGUGGUGAAGCUGUUUCCAUCUCUAAACAUUAACGGUGUGUUCUUUUUGUUCUCGGGCACAUGCGUUCUUAGCGGGGUGUUUGUGUAUUACAUGUGCCCGGAGACCACUGGUAUUAUGCUUGAAGAUAUUGAAUCUCUCUUCAAUGGUAGUGCGCGUCACAAAAACUUAUCAAAGGAAGUGCAGGAGACUCCAUUCCAUUCCAUGCAGAGCUAUCGCGCACCGGUAUGA